Molecule: messenger RNA, 1017 nt
Organism: Malania oleifera
Lineage: Eukaryota; Viridiplantae; Streptophyta; Magnoliopsida; Santalales; Ximeniaceae
Exons: 6
Coding region: 1-1017 (338 amino acids)
Biological process (GO): DNA integration
Molecular function (GO): nucleic acid binding
Source: RefSeq, a predicted model, not a curated record
AUGACUAAUGCUAGUGAUUUCGCCCUUGGGGCCGUUCUCGGUCAAAGAGUUGGUAACAAGCCUUCUAUCAUCUACUAUGCAAGUCGUACCUUGAAUGAUGCUCAGAAAAAUUAUACCACCACUGAGAAGGAGUUGUUGGCUAUUGUGUUUGCCUUAGAAAAAUUUCACUCUUAUGUCAUUGGAUCUCUUAUCACCAUUCGAGAUAAAAAAGGAGUAAAAAAUGUUGUAGCUGACCAUCUUUCUCGUUUGCAGUUACCUGAUAUAUCUGUGUCCCUUUCCCCUUUAAAUGAUGAUUUUCCUGAUGAGCGUCUUUUUGCAGUGUCGCGCACUCCUUUGUUUGCUGAUAUUGUGAACUAUCUUGUCACCGACCAAAUGCCAGACCAUUGGCUCACCCAGGACAAGCGUAAGUUCUUAGAUGAGGUAGGACAUUAUUAUUUUGAUAAUCCACACCUAUUCAAAUAUUGUUCUAACCAGUUGGUGCGUAGAUGUGUUCCAGAUGAUGAAUUUAAUUCCGUGAUGCAUUUUUGCCAUGGUGGGACAUUUACUGUGGACUAUGUUUCUAAAUGGGUGGAGGCAAUACCUUGUCGAACCAAUGACCACAGGGUUGUUAUCCGUUUUCUCAAGGAGUUAUUUGCACGUUUUGGCAUGCCCAAGGCUAUCAUUAGUGAUGGAGGGUUGCACUUUUGUAACAAACCGUUUGAAAAACUCAUGCAAAAGUAUGGAGUGACCCAUAAGGUCUCUACUCCAUAUCACCCUCAGACUAAUGACAAAUUUAGGGAUGUCUCCCUACAGAUUAACUUUUCACUUGAUGAUGCUAAGGAUUUAAGGAAAUUGCAAGUAUGUGAGCUUGAAGAAUCUAGGAGGGAAGCUUACGACAAUGCCUGCUUAGCAAAGGAGCGGAUGAAGAAACUGAAGUCCCGGUGGGGUGGUCCGUACAUCAUUGAAAAAGUUCAUUCCUAUGGCACGGUAGAAAUUGUAGAUCCAAAGAAUGACAACAGCUUCACAGUCAAUGACUAG